This is a messenger RNA of Hyaloscypha bicolor E, 1770 nucleotides long. RefSeq lists its product as uncharacterized. The coding region runs from base 121 to 1275 and encodes 384 amino acids. The transcript has 4 exons. Lineage: Eukaryota; Fungi; Ascomycota; Leotiomycetes; Helotiales; Hyaloscyphaceae. Gene Ontology annotation, molecular function: antiporter activity. The record is from RefSeq and is a predicted model, not a curated record. Gene Ontology annotation, cellular component: Golgi apparatus.
GUUCGUUCACAACUUCACAACUUGGGAUGUCGUAAGCCUCCACUAUUCUAAACUUAUUCGCAUCCCCCCCCACCCUCCUUUCUUUCGUGUUCUCAAUCACGUCCUGUCCCUUCAGCAACAAUGGCCGAACGAUCAAUUGACCGCGCGCCCUCCACCAGCUCUUCCGUCACCGAGGCAGAAGCAUAUGAUGAGAACGAGAAGCAUGGCACGCUAAGCGAAACAGAAGGGGGCUUUGUCAAGCUGAAGUCUCCGGAAGACUUAGAGUUUGGAGAUGGAGAUAAUGAUGAUGAAAGGGCGGAAAUGCUGCCUGCAGAGCACGAGAAGCCAGCCCAACCUACAUCCGAGGCUUCAGUCAGAUCAUCUUUCAUAUGGAUGGUAGUCAACACAUUGGCAACGAUCGGCAUCGUCUUCACGAACAAAGCAAUCUUUUCGGACCCUACCCUAAAACUCGCCCAACUGACCUUCGCGGCCUUCCAUUUCUUCAUAACAUGGCUCACACUAUUUACUCUAUCUCGUCCUCGAUUUGCGAUGUUUACACCAAGACGGGCUGCAAUUAAGGAAAUCAUCCCUCUGGCAGUUGCGAUGUCCUUGAACGUCAUCCUUCCGAAUCUGUCUCUCGCCUUCUCGACCGUCACAUUCUACCAAGUCGCACGAAUUCUACUUACACCAAUGGUAGCCCUCAUGAAUUAUGUGCUAUACAAAUCGACGCUCCCUCGAAAUGCCAUAUACGCUUUAAUCCCGGCUUGUAUCGGUGUUGCCAUGGUCUCUUAUUACGAUUCGCUACCCAGCGCGGAUGCAAGUGUAAAGACUACCAGCAGCUUGGGCGUCAUCUUUGCAUUCUCGGGGAUUUUUGCAAGCUCUCUUUACACAGUCUGGAUUUCCAGCUAUCACAAGAAGCUUCAGAUGAACAGCAUGCAAUUACUCUUCAACCAGGCGCCGCUUGCAUCUUUCAUGCUGCUCUAUGUGAUUCCGUUUGUGGACACUUUCCCAGUAUGGACCGAAGUUCCCAUAAACAGAUGGGUCAUGAUUAUGAUGUCUGGCAUGUUCGCCUGCAUAAUCAAUAUGUCCCAGUUCUUCAUUAUCGCACAAACAGGUCCUGUGUCCAGCACUGUUGUUGGUCAUGUGAAGACCUGUUCCAUUGUGGCUUUAGGUUGGCUCACAUCAGGUCGUGCCGUUGGAGAUAAAUCCGUGAUCGGGGUUUUCGUUGCCGUUGGAGGCAUCAUUUUGUACUCAAUUGUGAUGCUUAAGCACAAAGCCCAGCAAUCGAAGUCGUAAACCAGGUCCCACAAAAAUAUCUUCGACCGUGGCCGCGCCCUCAAGCUGGCCUCGUUUCGUUUCAGAAUCAUCGCACGUGCGCGCUUACCACGCGUCCCUGGGCAUAUCAUUCAUCCAUAAACAUCUCAAGACGAAUGUGCUACAAGCUAGCAUCCCAAAAUAUUACUUGUAUAAAUUUACAGGGGAUCUGCACUGGCGCUCAACUUAUUUCCAGGAAAUGGCGAAUUAAGAAUCUUGGCUUUCUAAGGAGAUAGCAGCGUGAAGAUAGACAGGAAUGACACACGUCCCAUACGUGGAUUUUUAGAAUAGAAUUGCUUUUGCUUGAGAAUCAAGCCUUUUCUGCAACGGGAGAACUCCUUGGAUUGUCUUGAAUUGCUUUUCGAUGGGUCUGAAACAUUGAACAUUACGGCCUUGACUGGACCGGAAAGGGCAUUCUUGGUGUCAAUGCGGGAAUGGAUUCCUGAUAUCAUGUCUUACAACACAAAAGUGUCUUGC